Molecule: messenger RNA, 3773 nt
Organism: Ylistrum balloti
Lineage: Eukaryota; Metazoa; Mollusca; Bivalvia; Pectinida; Pectinidae
Product: protoheme IX farnesyltransferase, mitochondrial-like
Exons: 6
Coding region: 185-1759 (524 amino acids)
Biological process (GO): heme biosynthetic process
Cellular component (GO): membrane; mitochondrion
Molecular function (GO): protoheme IX farnesyltransferase activity
Source: RefSeq, a predicted model, not a curated record
UGUACUUGCAUAAUCGACGCUGCCGUUGAAACAUCUUACGGGUACCAUGUUCACAUAAUCAGCUUCAAAAGCUCAUAAAAUUAAUUUGGCUACAAGCAACUAUACACGUAUUUCAUGGAAACGUUCAGUAAUGUGUUAGAUCAGUGAUGGAGAAUGCCUCCUGCGGGAGUUGAUAGGUGGGAGUAUGGCCCACUCUUGGUUACCGGUGACGGCAAAAAGUCUUCGAUGCUGUCGGAUCUAUUUCAAUCGUCGAAUUAAUGUACUGUCUUCAAACAUAACUCACAGACAAUACUCUACCAAGACAGCAACUGCAGAUGUUGACACUGAUGACAGUGACUCUGAUUUUACAAAUGGGAAACCAAUCAAGUGGCCUCCACCAGAGAACUCAAAACAAACACCAUUGAAUAAUAAGGAACAUGAAUUUCUCCUUAGACAAGGCAAACAAGGCUUCAUCAUCUUUGACAAACUUGCAUCUUCCCUGAUCCAUGUUCACAAAGACAAUGCAGAAAAACAUGAGGAUUUUUUUUUCCCUAAGUCUAGUACUGGUGUUAAGUACACAUCCCGAGCUAUUGCUGCAGAGUUGAUCAGACAGGAACGUGUGUCAGUUGACACACUACAAAAUGAGCGCCAGCUUAGUAGUCCAGGACUGCUGCGUUUGUCAGUGGACGAUUUCAACUGGAGGGAACAGAAGCUGGACGUAUCUAAACUCCCGGACUACUACAAACGACUGUCCAAGAUCAGAUUAACUGGUCUGGUUGUGCUUACUACUAUGGCAGGUUAUGGGAUGGGACCUGCAGCUUUUGAUCCUGUAACAUUUGCUCUGGUCUCACUUGGAACAGCUUUGACUUCAUGUUCAGCAAAUGCAAUCAACCAAUUUUUAGAAGUUCCUUUUGAUUCUCAAAUGAACAGGACAAAGAAUCGAGUUCUUGUACAGGGUUACUUAAGCCCUCUGCAUGCAGUAACAUUUGCUGGUGUGUCUGGCAGCUUAGGAUUGGUGAUUCUCACUCUGGGAACAAAUCCCAUAACUACUGCCCUUGGUGCCUUCAACCUUGGUCUGUACACCAUGGUCUACACACCCAUGAAAAGGACUAGCACUGCCAAUACCUGGGUAGGAUCUGUGGUGGGGGCUAUCCCCCCUAUGAUGGGCUGGGCAGCUUGUACUGGAGGGCUAGAACCAGGUGCAUGGCUACUGGGAGCUAUCCUGUUUGCAUGGCAGUUCCCCCAUUUUAAUGCUCUGAGUUGGAACCUGAGGCCAGACUAUUCUCGUGGUGGUUACAGAAUGAUGUCCGUGAUAAAUCCUGGUUUGUGUAAACGUGUUGCUCUACGUUAUUCUGUGGCUAUGAUAGGGCUGUGUAUCCUGGCACCUAUCAUGGGCAUUACCUCCUGGACAUUUGCUGUUGAUUCACUGCCAUUUAACCUGUACAUGACAUACCUCGCCCUCCGUUUCUACCAGAAAGGAGACAGCAAGUCGUCACGUUCUCUCUUCAGGUUCACACUGCUCCACAUCCCUGCAGUUCUGGUUCUGAUGCUGCUCAGCAAGAUCACGAUGGAUAAGAUAAGUGAGGAAGGAGAAUUAGUAGGAGCUGCUGUCACAGACACUGGUGCAGUUACCACUAAUAACCUAACGCCUCCUGAAAUGGCAGCCUCUGUUAUUACAGACACUGAUAACACAAAUAAAACUGGAUCCAUUGAGACACCAGAAAGUAUUUCUGUUUCAGAACCCACAGCUAAAGUAGUAGAUCGAACAGCAUGUGUUUAAUUUAGAUGUUAAAUUAUUGUGGUCAUCAUAAUACCCAGGUUGUAGUACCAGUAUUGGUCUGAAGUGAAAUGAGAACAGUGUAAAAACAUUUUCUGGUCACUAGUGCAAUACACAAUGUGACAGAGGUUAUAGUACCUGGUGUCAAUGUAACACAAAUGGUAUCCUGUUUGAGACAGAUUACAAUAACAGAUGCCAUGUUGUGAUGUUCACUGUUCUAAUUGCUCGAAGGAAAAUUGCUUGUAGUGUAAAGAGUUGUAGUUAACAUGAACAGAUUUGUUCUCAGGUUAAAACUGUGACUUACAGCAGUUGUCAAGUUAGUAUUCUGUGAUAGUCAGCAGAUUGCUUAUAAGUAUCAGAUUUUUAAGAAGGCUGUUUUGUCUCUGCUGAAAAUUCGGCCUUAUAUCUCCUAACAUGAUAAAAAUGAUGUAAGGAAAAGAUCACAUUCCUUAUAGUAAGUGGAAUGAUUGUGAUAUAAUUUUAUACUAAAUUGUGUGACAAGAAUGCAAGAGCUGUUAUAUAUCAAUUUCUUUGCAUAAAGUUUGUGUUUGAUAACAAUGCUUUUGAAUAUCUGUAUGUUGGUUGAAUGAGAUCCAAAUGACUGUUUAAAAUGAAGUCAAUAUUAUUUGAAUGAGAGGUUUACAUGGUAAUGACAUAUUAGAUAUGAAUACAUGAAAGAGUUUACAUAGAUUCUGCUUCUAAAUCAAGGAAUAAGAUACCUCAAAUUUACAUUAGUUUUAAUCAAAUAUACUUAGUCAAGAUUGAUUAAAGUGUCAUGAUUAUAGUUGAUGAGGAGAAGACCAUGAUGAUUUAAGUUCUUUGUACCAUAAAAAUAUUAUUUGUUUUUCUUUUUUCCUCACUAGUACCAAUAUUACAAUACCAUAAGGAAAGUGCAUUACUGACAGUGCUGUACAGAAACCUGACUCCAGCUGUCUUGAUGAAAGUGCACUACUGACAGUGCUGUACAGAAACCUGACUCCAGCUGUCUUGAUGAAAGUGCACUACCUACAGUGCUGUACAGAAACCUGACUCCAGCUGUCUUGAUGAAAGUGCACUACUGACAGUGCUGUACAGAAACCUGACUCCAGCUGUCUUGAUGAAAGUGCACUACCUACAGUGCUGUACAGAGACCUGACUCCAGCUGUCUUGAUGAAAGUGCACUACCUACAGUGCUGUACAGAAACCCGACUCCAGCUGUCUUGAUGAAAGUGCACUACCUACAGUGCUGUACAGAAACCUGACUCCAGCUGUCUUGAUGAAAGUGCACUACCUACAGUGCUGUACAGAAAUCUUACUCAAUCUGUCUUGAUGAAAGUGCACUACUGACAGUGCUGUACAGAAAUCUGACUCCAGCUGUCUUGAUGAAAGUGCACUACCUACAGUGCUGUACAGAAAUCUUACUCAAUCUGUCUCCAGCUGUCUUGAUGAAAGUGCACUACUGACAGUGCUGUACAGAAAUCUGACUCCAUCUGUCUUGAUGAAAGUGCACUACCUACAGUGCUGUACAGAAAUCUUACUCAAUCUGUCUUGAUGAAAGUGCACUACCUACAGUGCUGUACAGAAAUCUUACUCAAUCUGUCUUGAUGAAAGUGCACUACCUACAGUGCUGUACAGAAAUCUUACUAAAUCUGUCUUGAUGAAAGUGCACUACCUACAGUGCUGUACAGAAAUCUUACUCAAUCUGUCUUGAUGAAAGUGCACUACCUACAGUGCUGUACAGAAAUCUGACUCCAUCUGUCUUGAUGAAAGUGCACUACCUACAGUGCUGUACAGAAAUCUUACUCAAUCUGUCUUGAUGAAAGUGCACUACCUACAGUGUCUCACAACUGCUUGAUAGUCAGUUUAACAUAUAUGACAUGUAUACCUUCUUUUUCAGGCCACAACUGCACUUAUCUGUCAUUGAUGUGAGAUAAAAUCGUGUUAAUCUUAAAAAAUGAUUCAGAAUUCAGUAGAUGGUGUUUUAUGAUUGUGUAAUACAUAUCGCUAUUUCUGACAAAUUUAACAAAACUUAAUAAAA